Rotaria sp. Silwood2 is the source of this 666-nucleotide messenger RNA. The record is from the annotation of a GenBank genome assembly. Lineage: Eukaryota; Metazoa; Rotifera; Eurotatoria; Philodinida; Philodinidae.
AUGCCAUUCGCAAUAAAAGAUGUUCUUCAACAUAAACGUAAUGAUCGUCAAAUACGUGAAAUUCAUGAAAAAGAAUACUUAAAAUAUUUAACAAAUCUUCGUCAACAACAACAACAACAAAAUUCAUUUUAUACAAAUCAAUAUUAUUUAUCAUUAAAUCAUCUUAAUGAAAUUGAACGAUCAUACAUACGAAAUGAAUUCGUUAAACAAAAUCAAUAUAAACGAAUACAAAAUGAAAAUAAUUUGUUAUAUGAACGUUUAUUGAAAGCACGAACACGUACAAUGAUUGAUGAUAAAAACCAAACAUAUGAACAAAAUUUAAACACAUUUAUAUCUAAACGUUAUCAACAACGUUUUAAUGGAUAUAAUCGUAUUUUUAAUGAUAAUCAAAUUUUAUUACAACGUAUUAAUAAUGCACGUGGACAUUUAAUAACUAAAGAAGAAUGUGAGAAUGAUUGGAAAAAACAUGUUGAAUUUAUGAAAAAAACUUGUGAUUAUCCAGAAAAUGUUGAUAAAUUUAUUACAAAAAUGAAUAAAAAUGAACAAAAACAAGCAUGUCUUUAUUCAAUAAAGAGAACUACACAGUGGAAUGAUCGACAUUCUAUUAUUGAACCACCCAAACGUUUAACAGUUAUGCCCUUAGCUAUUUUACUUAAUGAAUCUUAA